ACAUUUUAGACUUUUUUUAAUUUACUUAUCUGUGUUGAAUUGAAAUCACUUAUUUUUAGAAGAAUUUCUGUCAAUGACAUGCUGAAAUCUUUUAAAUAAAUUACCACGUGCAGUUCAGUCCCACCAUGUGCUCGCAUUGACAUCAGCAGCAUCCUGGAACGUCAACAGCAGACGCAGAUUCAUACCUGGAGCGAAACAUGUAGACGUGGAAGUCUACUGAAAAAGCGGCAAUAUGUGAUGACUUGGGAUGAGGACGCGACACAAGCUACUGAAAUCCGGAAAAAAUCAGAUUUCAAAAUGAACCAACUCAAACUCCUCGAUAGCAAGCAGCAUUUCUUCUUCUUCUUCAUCUUCAUGUUGUCUCCGCUGCGCUGCGUCCGAGCCUUACCGAGGACGGACCCUCCCAUCCACCCCGGCCACCCCUUCCUGUUCAUGUGGAACGCCCCGACCGAGCUGUGCGACAUCCGCUUCGGCAUGCCGCUCGACCUCUCCUACUUCCACUUCGUCAGCAGCACGCUGAGGUCGGCGACCGACCAGAGCAUCUCCAUAUUCUACACCGACCGCUUCGGGAUCUUCCCCUACGUGGACGAGGACACCGGCGAGAUGUACGACGAGGGCCUGCCGCAGCUGAUAGACCUGCAGGAGCACCACGAGCUGGCCGAGGAUGACAUCGAGUACUACAUCCCUUCAGACCGCCCGGGGCUCGCCGUGCUCGACUUUGAGGAGUGGAGGCCGCAGUGGGUCAGAAACUGGGGCAGCAAAGACAUCUACAGAGAGAUUUCCAUCGAAACGGUAAAGAAGAAGAACCCGGCGCUGUCUGACGACGAGGCCGAAGAUCGGGCCAAGAUCGUGUUCGAACGCGCAGCCAAGAGGUACUUUCUCCGAUCCAUCCGCAUCGGCAAACGGCUGCGGCCCAACAGACUGUGGGGUUACUACCUCUACCCCGACUGCUACAACUACGACUACAACCAGGACAUGGCGGGCUUCACCGGAGAGUGUCCCGCCAUCGAGAAGGACAGGAACGACGAGCUGAUGUGGCUCUGGAAAGAUUCCACGGCGCUCUUUCCGUCCAUCUACCUGGAGGUGGUGCUCAGAGACUCCCAGCAGGCCCGGCAGUUUGUUCGCCAUCGCAUCCAGGAGGCCAUGAGAGUGUCGACGCUCCCCAACAGCUCCUACUCCAUCCCCGUCUACGCCUACAUCCGCCCCGUGUACAAGGACAGCGUGGACGAGUACAUGUCAGAGUUCGAUUUGGUGAACACCAUCGGAGAAGCUGCUGCUCUCGGCGCCGCCGGUGUCGUUUCCUGGGGAGACAUGAACGUCACCGACACAGAGGACUCCUGCUUCGACGCUCGACGCCACCUGGAGCACGUCAUGAACCCGUACAUCGUGAACGUCACCACAGCAACACGUCUCUGCAGCGAGGCGCUCUGCCAAGGCCAAGGUCGCUGCGUGAGGAAGCAGUGGGACGACGACGUCUUCCUCCAUCUUGACCCGCGCCGUUACCGCAUCAAGCCACAACGUGGCGGCCCGCUGAUUGUGAGCGGCGGUCUGUCGCAGGAUGACAUCAACUGGUUCGACCGCAACUUUGACUGCAUGUGCUACAGCGAGACGGCGUGUCGAUCGGUCCUGACGUUCAACGUCAUUAACCAGGCCUUCGUCACAACGGGGAGUGGAGGUGCUGACAGGCCCCGCCCCCUCCUGCUGGUGACCACGCUGCUCUGUUUGAAGUACGUCGUGAUGUGGAUGUAAAUUAAUAACACAAAGACGACACCUGUGACUCGCGUGUGGUCACAGUUAAAGGACGAUUCCACUGUUAUUUUCUUAUUUUAUAUAUUAUCAUUAUUUCUGACUGUUUGUUCCUGUGUUUGCAAUAAAGUUGUUUUUAAUUAGUUUA
Molecule: messenger RNA, 1894 nt
Organism: Plectropomus leopardus (leopard coralgrouper)
Lineage: Eukaryota; Metazoa; Chordata; Actinopteri; Perciformes; Serranidae
Source: RefSeq, a predicted model, not a curated record